AUGGCACAAAAGAAUAUGUAUGCCAACAGUGCGUCUAAAGGCUUGCAGGGAAUGCAAAAGAUCCGGGUGCGACUCCCGGCCGAGAUAAACACGUUAUCAUCUCAAAAACUUUGCAACAAUAUAAACAUACAUAUUGACGUUAGGCCCCACAAAUGCGGAGAAUGUGGUAAAGCGUUUUUGUAUGGAUCGUAUUUACGUCGUCAUGAGACAAUUCAUGCAGAGCAAAAACCUUAUCAAUGCGAGUUUUGCGAAAUAUCAUUUAAUUACAAAUCGGUUCUAAAAAGACACAUAGAGGCCAAGCAUUGCAUUGAUAAAAAUUACAAGUGCAUCAUGUGUGAGAAAGCUUUCAAAACUCAGCCAGAAUUGCGUUAUCACAUAAACAAGAUUCAUUUUCAAAAACAGUAUAAAUGUAAUCAAUGUCCAUCUACAUUUGCCCAUCCUAAGAUCUUAAGAGAACACAUAAAAAUACAUACAGGCAAGAAAUCAUAUGUUUGUGAGAUUUGCGGCAAAGCUUUUACUUUUAAAAGUAACCUAAACGAUCACUGCACACAUGUACAUAGCGAUGAAAAGCCGUAUGAAUGUUUGAUGUGUGGCAAGAGUUAUAAGCGAAAAAGGGCACUUGAUGAACACAUUCGAACUGAGGGUCAUAAAAGUGACAUCACCUGUAUGACAAGAAAAGAACAAACUGCAGCUGACAAUAAAAUAGAUAAAGAACAAUUAUAA
Molecule: messenger RNA, 723 nt
Organism: Atta colombica
Lineage: Eukaryota; Metazoa; Arthropoda; Insecta; Hymenoptera; Formicidae
Product: zinc finger protein 160-like
Exons: 6
Coding region: 1-723 (240 amino acids)
Biological process (GO): regulation of transcription by RNA polymerase II
Cellular component (GO): nucleus
Molecular function (GO): DNA-binding transcription factor activity, RNA polymerase II-specific; RNA polymerase II transcription regulatory region sequence-specific DNA binding
Source: RefSeq, a predicted model, not a curated record